GCAUCUCACGCAGGCCCAUGUGCUGCCUCUGUACGCGCCGAUAUGUGCAUCGGAAUGAAACGAACUGUGAUAUAAGUAGUUUUAAGUUAUAUGAGAUUAAGUGUUAAUGGACAUACUGAAGGACAACCGAGGCCACUGGUUUAUUUAAAAAUCGGAUUUUGAUUGCUUAUCAGCAAUCUUUAUUUUGUGGAAUGAUGACUCACAGUAGCAAGUUGUACUGCCUCAUUGUAGUUUUGAUAGCUCCGACUAUACAAUGUAUAUCGGUGGUCGGACCCCGAGUCCUGCGUCCGUUCAGCACGUACACUGUGGCGGUGGCUGGAGGCUCCCGCGCAUACACUCUAUACGUAGCAGUGGAGGGGCGCAGCGACAAUGGCCAGCAGUUCACACAGGGCCAGGAAGUGCAGGUUCCACCGGCCACUUCCAGGCACAUACAGUUUGAUAUCAGCGACCCUGGUCCUGGCCAGUACUCGCUGGUGGCCCGUUCCACCUCCGGGCCGCAGUUCUCGUCCUCCGCGCCCAUCAGCUACCAGCCCCGCAGCUUCUGCGUCUUCAUGCAAACAGACAAACGGGUCUACAAACCAGGGGAUAUCGUCAACCUGAGAGUCAUCGCUUUAAACAAGUACCUACUACCCCUGACCGGGACGGUAGACGUGAGCAUCCUGGACACUGGCGGCUCGCCAGUGCAGGAAUGGGCGGCUAUGGACUUGGACAGGGGCAUUUUCACCAACCAGGUGAAGCUCAGCGAUGAGCCAGCUCUUGGGGAAUGGACUAUACAGGUGGAGGUCCGUGGGCAGACGUACUCGCGGCGAAUCCUGGUGGCCGACUACGUCACACCCAAGUUCCAUAUGGACAUGCAGAUGCCGAAGGAACUACUGUUCAGUGAGGGUCGCUUCCUCAUCAAUGUCACGGCGAAACAUUUCAACGGAUUACCCGUGCGAGGGGAGCUAACAAUAUCUGCGUAUGCUGUUUUUUUCUCUGGAUUACUACAACCAGUAUUUUCAUCACCUGCAAGGAAAGUUGUAGAAUUUAACGGCAACUCCGAGGUGGUGUACGACCUUAAAACUGACCUUGACCUCGCAGAAGACGCGGCCAGGCCGUUGGUAAUCGAAGCCGUGUUGGAGGAAAAAGAUACGCUCGUAAGGCAAAAUGUUUCGUCCAGAGUACUGUUGUUGCGAGCGCCCUAUCGAUUGAAAGUCUCGGCACCGGAAUACUUUAAACCCAAUUUGCCGUACAAUGUUCAGAUCGAAGUAGCGGAUUCACUUGGGCAAGUGAUGAAAGAAAACGGGGAGGUGACGGUGGAGCGCCUGUGGGAUGACGGGGCGCCGCCCAACACCACCUCAGUGCCACUACGUGAGGGCCUGGCAACGUAUACACUGAUCCCGGAUGAACUACACGCGAACUCCACGCUAAACUUACUGAUAAAAUACAAGGAAGUGACGGAACGAGUUAUCCAAAUUACGAGUAGCAAGGCCUCCGGAGGUCGGCACCUCAAUGUGGAAGUCCUGACUCGCGAUACCGCGGUGGGAGACGAAUUACGAGCGAGAAUUACAUCCACUGAGCCUAUGGAUCUCGUGCACUAUGUGAUCAUCGGGCGAGGAGACAUUCUUGUAGCGAAGACUUUGGAGCUGAGCCCGGCCCGUGUCAGCGUGGACAUCGCAGCGGCGGUGUCCCGCGACAUGUCGCCGGGCUGCGUGCUGCUAGCGUGGCGACCGCGUUUGGACAACACGUUGCUGGCGGCCGCUGUGCUCGCUCCGCAACACAAAUUGUUGCAGCAUAAGGUGUCCGUGCUGCCACCAACAGCCACCAGCUACCGGCCCAAGAGCCUGGUGUCUCUAUCAGUGCAGGGCUCUAGUGGUGCCAAUGUCGGAGUGCUAGCGGCUGACAACACCGCCAUCGCGGCCGGCGUCGCCAAUAAAGACGGGCUUGGCAGUGGGAUCGAUAUGCACACGAUCGAACGAGAAGUGGAAAGCUUCAGCGGACUCAAACAUGCUUUGUUUAAAAAUGAAGAUCAUUUGCCCGGGGUAGGAGCGGACUUGGGAGGAUACACGUCUGGAGAUGUCUUUACAAAUGCAGGAGUGGUGAUAUUGACGGAUGGGCUGAUCAUCCAAAAUGACAAAAUUGGAGCACUGGAACCGGAGCCAGAGACAGCUACUCGCCCCCCGCUGGCCGGACCUUACGCCUUCAGCCGCCUGCCGCCGCCGCCCGCGCCGCGCUACUACCUCCCCGUCGUCAGCCCGCUACCAACAUGGGCCUUCUCCAACCUCACUCUAGGUUUUGACGGAGCUGGCUCCAUAGAGCGUCGCGCGCCACCGUCCUCCGUCGACCUCACCGUUGGAGCAAUCGCAGUCGACCCCAAUCUCGGGCUGGGACUGGCUUCACCACAGAACUUCCAGGUGCAAGUUCCACUGUCCAUCUCGGCAGAACUGCCCGAGAGCAUGCAACGCGGAGAGACGCUGGCUGCGGUGGUGGUUCUGAAGAGUACCCUCACCGUGGACACCUCGGUAGAAGUCACCUUCUACAACUCCGACCAGUACUUCGAGUUCGAACCACUUGAUAAUGAUAUUGAUUCUGCUAAAAAAAUCGAAUUGUUCCGUCGUCUCCGCGUGAUGGUUCCAGCGCGAGGCUCUGCCAGCACCGCUUUCCUGGUGACGGUGGUGCGCACGGGACAAGCUUCUGUCCUCAUUGAAGCCAGUGGCAAUGGCGUCUCCGACUCUUUGUCCCGCAUUAUCGAUGUCAAGGAUGGCUAUGAAGAAACUGUAUGGUCUUGGGAACUCCUAGACGCUCGACGAGGCAUUGCCCGCGCCAAUGCUACUUUACAACCUAAAGCCGGCACGAAACUAGGGCCAGCCUUAUUACAAGCCGGCGGUGAUAUUGUAGCCGCUGUUUUGAACGACCCGAACGAACGCGAACUGGGAUUCGACCCCAUGCCCGCUGCGUCGCCACCGCACGCACUAAGACCUUUGGCGAAAGCUUGUAUACUCUUAGAUUAUUUACAGGCGACAGAGAGGGACGACUUGCCAAUUGUGAAUGAUGCGCGCGCGCAAGUCCAAACAGGCUUUCAGAGACUCAUGGCAUAUAGGCAAAAGGAUGGCUCCUUUGCUACGUUCAGCGAUAGUGAAGAUGGCGGAGAUGUUUACAUGACGUCAAUAUCGUGCCGCUGGUUGUCCCGCUGUGCCCGCCACGUGUCGGUGUCCCCGCGCGCGGGCGCGGCGGCGGCGCGCUGGCUGGCGGCCCGGCAGCUCCCGCGCGGCGGCUGGAGCCCCACACCCGCGAGCCUCCGCACCGACCCCAGAGCGCAAGCUGAGAUACCGAAUACAGCACACGCGCUGUUGGCGUUACAACAAGCUAGGGGUGGCGAUAUAUUAUACAAGAGCAACAUCGACAAUGCAGCCGACUUUCUUUCACAAGGGCUAUCCCCGUCGCUAGACGCCUACACGCUGGCGGUGACUGCGCAUGCUCUGGCCGUGGCACAGCAUCCGCAAGCCAAGCUGGCGCUGCAGAUGAUGGACCAGUAUGUUAACAGCUCAGGUUCAACGUUAUUUUGGUCUCGGAAGCUCUCUGGGUCAGAGUGGCGUAACCCUUGGCUGCGGGAUAACACCCUGGAAGCCAACACAGCCGCACACGGACUGCAAGCGCUGAUGCUGGCGCGGCUCGAGGACCAGGCAACCUCUGUAGCGAGGGCGCUUCUGCAGGCUGCCAGACCGGCCGAUCCCGACCCUGAUGUCAUUGACGCUUUAGCCAAAUACGCCGAGAUGACAAGGACAUCGACGAAGCUACGCAUAUCUGUAAAUGUGACGGGAACCGAAGAAACUAGGCAAUUCCAAAUCAUGGACAGCAACGCCUUUAUAAUACAGAAUCAACAGAUCCGCACGGGUCGGUCGGCGAGCGGCGUGACAGAAGGGCGCGGCGCGGGCGUGCUGGGGCUGUGGGCGCGCGGCGACACCAACGUGACGGCCGCGUGGCCGCGCUUCACGCUCGACCCGCGCGUCGACCAAGUCUCCACCACUUAUCGCUUGCAACUAUCUAUUUGCAUCGGGUUUGUGCCACAAGGCAAUGAAACAGAGAGUGGGUUAGCUCUCCUCACAGUCCAGUUGCCUACAGGGUAUUUGGCGGAUAUAAACACACUGACGGAAUUAACGGCGGCGCGUCACGUGUCCACGGCGCGACUGUCACGCGGCGGGGCGCGCGUGUCGGCGUGGCUGCGCGCGGCCCGCGGCGAGCGCUGCGCCACGCUCGCCGCGCCGCGCGUCGUGCCCGCUGCCAGGCAACGACCGGGCUGGGCCACGCUGGAGGACUUGUAUGACUCGAGUCACCGCGCACGCGUUUUCUACCAGCCGCUAGCGAGCAGCGCGUGCGACGUGUGCCGCGAGUGGGCGUCGUGCGCGCGCGCGUGUGGCGCCGCCGCGUCGCAGCGCGCCGCCGCGCCCGGCCGCGCGCGGGCCGCACCCGACGCCGCCACUCAAGUCGAAUACCAACCGAUAUUAUUAGUGUUAACUAUCGGCCUCACUCUACUCACGAUGCGAUAGCCGCAGUUUACAUGACGCUACAUGAGGGGCCUCAUAGACUUACUCUGAGAGACACUACGCUAUAGUUAUCUAUACUAAACUGAGCAUCUGUAGACGUGUCGACCAUUUCACGAUACUUUAAUCGUGUAAAAGUUAUGCAAGGACCAAAAUGUAAAAGUAAAGUA
Amyelois transitella is the source of this 4690-nucleotide messenger RNA. Its product is annotated as C3 and PZP-like alpha-2-macroglobulin domain-containing protein 8. Gene Ontology annotation, cellular component: extracellular region. NCBI's taxonomy places the organism in Eukaryota, Metazoa, Arthropoda, Insecta, Lepidoptera, Pyralidae. The coding region runs from base 192 to 4526 and encodes 1444 amino acids. The transcript has 28 exons. The record is from RefSeq and is a predicted model, not a curated record. Gene Ontology annotation, molecular function: endopeptidase inhibitor activity.